ACAAAACACGUGACUGUUUUAUGGGUCACAUGACCUGAUGACUUGUUAGCUCCACCUCCUCCCUACAGACAGACUGGCUACUCGAUGAGAGGCUAGCUGUUAGCUUCAACUGUCAAGACGGCGAGAUGAGUUUCCUCGGAGGUUUGUUUGGUCCCGUUUGUGAGAUAGAUGUCUUAUUGAACGAUGCAGAAAACCGAAAAACAGCUGAACUAAAGACAGAAGAUGGAAAAGUCGAGAAACACUAUCUAUUCUACGAUGGAGAGUCUGUCUCUGGCAAGGUGAAUCUGAAUGUGAAGCAGGGAGGAAAGCGGCUUGAACAUCAGGGCAUCCGUAUCGAGUUUGUUGGACAAAUAGAGUUGUUCUCCGAUAAGAGCAACACCCAUGAGUUUGUGGAUUUGGUGAAAGAGUUGGCUCUACCUGGAGAACUCACCCAGAACAGAAGCUAUGACUUUGAGUUCAUGCAGGUGGAGAAGCCGUAUGAGUCCUACACAGGAGUCAACGUCAGACUACGAUAUUUCCUCCGGGUGACAAUAGUUCGCCGCUUGUCCGACUUAGUGAAAGAAUACGAGUUAAUCGUCCACCAGCUGGCCACUUACCCAGACGUUAACAACUCAAUCAAGAUGGAGGUUGGCAUAGAAGACUGUCUGCACAUUGAGUUUGAAUACAAUAAAUCCAAGUACCACUUGAAGGAUGUAAUCGUUGGGAAGAUUUAUUUUCUGUUGGUCAGAAUCAAGAUCCAACACAUGGAACUGCAGCUCAUCAAGAAGGAGAUCACAGGCAUUGGUCCCAGCACAACUACGGAGACCGAGACGGUUGCAAAGUAUGAGAUUAUGGAUGGAGCUCCGGUAAAAGGAGAAUCGAUUCCAAUCAGGCUGUUCCUGGCAGGAUAUGAUCUGACACCAACCAUGAGGGAUGUCAAUAAGAAGUUCUCUGUACGCUACUUCCUCAAUCUGGUUCUGGUUGAUGAAGAGGACAGGAGAUACUUCAAACAACAGGAGAUUGUUUUGUGGAGAAAAGCUCCAGAGAAGCUAAGGAAAAGAAACUUCCAUCAGCGCUAUGAGUCACCUGAACCACGAAACCAAACGGUUACGGCAGAGCAGCCAGAGAUGUGAGGAGCUGAGGAAUGUGAACUAAGAAAUAGACGAAUCGCAGAUCUCCACUGCUGAAUGGCCAGAAGUGUGAGAGCUUCCCAGUGUCUCCAUGGACUGAGAAAUGUCUGUAAACAUGAUUAUACAUAUGCCUUUCUUUCAAACACCCCUCCUUCCCCCUCAACUCCACACAGGUUCAACUUCGGCUACCUAGUGUCACACUUCCUCUGGACUGAAACACCUGCAUACACAUGGACACAAGUAAACAAUAAAACUCUGCUAAAUGCUGAACACUUUGGCAAACUUAAUAUAACACAAGCAAUGAAGAGUUAGAGGUCAAAUUUGAUCAUCAGACUAAAACUGUCAAGCUCAAACCAAUGAAGCCAUAAUCCCUGUUUUCUGAAUGCUAUUUGAGAGGUGCUGAGGUGAAGUCAUGGCUACAAACUGCUGCUUGAUCCUAUCUUUUCAUUUUUUUUUUCCUCUUCUCUGAAUUUCCAAAAGGUUCCCUAACACUCUACCUUAUGUCCUGCUGGAUAUUUUUCAAGAUGUGAGGAAUUUGUUACAAUCAAGGAUGUGAGAGGCCAAACUUAAAGUUGACUCACAUUCCCUUUAUUUAUUCACAGCGCCUGUCUUCAACCUGUCACUCAGUUAAAACCGCGUAUUUAAGUUUAUUAUUUUACAUGCUGUACCGUUCAAAAACAUUGACUGCCUGCUUUAUUUCAGGGAAUGACGAUUGAAAGUGUACAAAAGAUGUGCAACAACUUUGUAGUUUUCAUGCAAUGCUUCAAAUGUGAUCAAAAGACUGUAAAUUCAGAAAUCUUCUCAGCUUCCUCAUUUUUAUCAUUUGAUGGGAGCUUUUUUUGAGGCAAAUAGUUUGAUAUAUUUAAAUGAUAAAUGGUUAAUUACUUAGACUUCAAGCACUAGGAGGAAUGCGCUUCUCACAUGCUGUAAAACCCAACAAUGUUCCACUGUGAUGCUUAGACCUGCAGUUAAGGUCCUGCUUUAAAGACACUGUUUUCAGUCCGGUGUAAUUUUUUAGGCUACAGCUCUGAUUCAGGGCCAAUUUGCACUUUGCUUUCCAUCGCUUGUUUCUGUAUGAAGGAUAAUGGAUGCUCCAAAACAACCAUCACUCAAGGAAAACUUCACCUUGGAUAUCUCCUGAGUUGGCAAUAAAAAUAAUUAUACUGUUGUGUAAGUAUCA
Messenger RNA from Oryzias latipes (Japanese medaka), 2289 nucleotides. RefSeq names its product VPS26, retromer complex component A (gene vps26a). The record is from RefSeq and is a predicted model, not a curated record. Lineage: Eukaryota; Metazoa; Chordata; Actinopteri; Beloniformes; Adrianichthyidae. Gene Ontology annotation, biological process: intracellular protein transport.